This is a messenger RNA of Mesocestoides corti, 321 nucleotides long. The record is from the annotation of a GenBank genome assembly. NCBI's taxonomy places the organism in Eukaryota, Metazoa, Platyhelminthes, Cestoda, Cyclophyllidea, Mesocestoididae.
AUGGUGAGAGAAAUGGCGAGCCAGGUUUUGGAGAGUUGGCAUCAGGUUCCAGACGGUCGAGAGGCGACGAUCAAGAAGGUGUCUCAAAGUGGGCCAAUGGUCUUUAUCAGUCAACACAGGAACGUCUCCCAUUACGAAAUAUUCCAGCUCUUGACUCCGUCAUCUCGUAUUGUUCUGCCGACUAAUUUCAUCGCCCUGGACACAGAAUUAAUAGCCGUGAAAACUAGCGAGUACCAUUUGACCACUACCAUCAACCAGAACGCACCCGCAAGGAGAUUCGAAAGGCCCGCCAGUAGUAUCCGGUCUCCCGCAUUUCCGUAA